This is a messenger RNA of Coregonus sp. 'balchen', 1216 nucleotides long. The record is from the annotation of a GenBank genome assembly. Lineage: Eukaryota; Metazoa; Chordata; Actinopteri; Salmoniformes; Salmonidae.
AUGAUGGAGGUAUUGAAUCAUCUCUCUACUCUCCUCCUCCUCUCUCUCCUUCCUCCUUCUCUCUCUCAUGUAGUGGGGAAGUUCAGCGAAGUUAAAGAUUGUGAAAAGUUCUUCGUGGAGAGAACAACUCCAAAUAUCCCAGGUAUUUUGGUUGGUGGCAAAGUCCAGGACCAGAACCGCUACAAACCGAUUUGCCAGAAGUACAAAAGCGAAUACAGGUUUGCAACUCUCUACGACACGACCAACAAGAUCCCUGUGUUCUCAGCCUACACCUUCACCGGUCCUCCUACGGACAACAGACCAAAUCCACCCUGGAUGAUCGAGCCCCAGGUAGGCUUAAUGUUUUGUCAUAUAACACAACAUUUGUAUAUGUUAACUGUCUGUGAUAUAUAGCAGUAAUGUUAACAGAAUAUAGAACUACCACUAUAGAGGGUAUAGAGACUUGAUUGACUGUCUUGAUUGUGGAUCGUAACCCCCCCCCCCCCCCCAAAAAAAAAGAGUGUUUAUUGUACAGAAAAGUUGUGAAUGAAUGUAUGAUUGGAUUGUAUGAAAGGGUUGUUAAAUGGUAGAAUAAAGAAAGUGUGUGUGUGUGAGAUAAGGCUGUUUCUACUGUGAUAACCGUGUCAUUGAGAAGGUCAACCACCCACAUUUCUUGCAGCUCAACAACAACCCUGAAAUGAUGGUGGAUCAUCAAUACCAGGCUGAGAACAACGACUAUAUGGACUCAAAAGAAAAAGGGGUGAACAGAGGUCACCUCUUUCCAAGUUCACAUGCGCAUGACCUUGAAACUCAGAAGUCCACCUUUACCUUGACCAACAUCGUUCACCAGGUGGUGUCCUUCAACAGUGGCAGCUGGAACACAAUGGAGAGGAGUGUCUCUGAAAUGCUUCAGAAGGACUGUAUUAAUAGCAGGACCGGGAAGAUAAACGCCUAUGUGGUGACUGGAGCAGUGCCCAGUGAACACAAAACACUGAAGAACCGAGUGAACAUCCCAUCUCUCCUGUGGACAGCCUACUGCUGUAAAAACAACCAGGGACAGUGGGUGGCCAAAGCACACUGGGGUGAGAACCAGAAGGAGGGGGAAGGGAAAACAUUGAGAACUGAAAGCUUGGGAGCACUCGAAAACAAGUUGAAAAAAGGUGGUAGUGUCCAGGUGUUCCCAAAUAGGUGUCCAAGAGUUCUUAACCCAACCAAUACCCCUAACCCAUCCUCCUGA